Molecule: messenger RNA, 2600 nt
Organism: Alosa alosa (allis shad)
Lineage: Eukaryota; Metazoa; Chordata; Actinopteri; Clupeiformes; Clupeidae
Gene: sephs1
Product: selenophosphate synthetase 1
Exons: 9
Coding region: 137-1315 (392 amino acids)
Biological process (GO): L-selenocysteine biosynthetic process
Cellular component (GO): cytoplasm
Molecular function (GO): selenide, water dikinase activity; ATP binding
Source: RefSeq, a predicted model, not a curated record
AGGGUCGCCCUUUUAAGUCGCAGUGCACUCUGGGACUGUCCCUGCUCUUGUAUCGGGAGGCGCCGCUGAAACGAAACCGGACCUAGUAGACUGAAGUGGCCCAUCUCUCGUGCUGGCUCCUGUUAAUAUCCCUAAUAUGUCUGCCCGGGAGUCAUUCAACCCCGAGAGCUAUGAACUGGACAAGAACUUCCGCCUAACGCGAUUCACAGAACUCAAAGGCACUGGCUGCAAAGUUCCACAGGAUGUGCUGCAGAAACUUCUAGAAUCCUUACAAGAAAACCAUUACCAGGAAGAUGAACAAUUCCUUGGUGCAGUCAUGCCCAGACUGGGCAUUGGCAUGGAUACCUGUGUAAUUCCUCUCCGACAUGGUGGCCUUUCACUGGUCCAGACAACAGAUUACAUCUACCCCAUUGUAGAUGACCCCUACAUGAUGGGGAGAAUCGCAUGUGCCAAUGUUUUAAGUGAUUUGUAUGCUAUGGGCGUGACAGAAUGUGACAAUAUGCUGAUGCUUCUGGGGAUCAGCAACAAGCUAUCAGACAAGGAGCGAGAUAAGGUGAUGCCGCUGAUCAUCCAGGGCUUUAAGGACGCAUCGGAAGAGGCAGGCACCUCGGUGACAGGUGGGCAGACGGUCCUCAACCCCUGGAUCGUCCUGGGCGGUGUUGCCACCACUGUGUGCCAGCCUAAUGAGUUCAUCAUGCCAGAUAAUGCAGUGCCUGGAGAUGUGUUGGUUCUCACCAAGCCUUUGGGGACCCAGGUCGCGGUUGCUGUUCACCAGUGGCUGGAUAUUCCAGAGAAGUGGAAUAAGAUCAAGCUUGUGGUGACGCAGGAGGACGUAGAGCUGGCCUACCAGGAGGCCAUGGUCAAUAUGGCCAGACUCAACAGAACAGCGGCUGGACUGAUGCACACGUUUAAUGCCCAUGCUGCCACUGACAUCACUGGCUUUGGCAUCCUGGGCCACGCGCAGACUCUGGCACGGCAGCAGCGGAGCGAAGUGUCGUUCGUCAUCCACAACCUACCUGUGCUUGCCAAGAUGGCCGCCGUCAGCAAAGCCUGUGGAAACAUGUUCGGACUCAUGCACGGCACCUGUCCGGAGACCUCAGGAGGUCUCUUAAUCUGCCUCCCACGUGAACAAGCAGCUCGCUUCUGUGCCGAGAUCAAGUCCCCAAAAUAUGGCGAGGGCCACCAGGCCUGGAUCAUCGGCAUUGUGGAGAAGGGCAACCGCACGGCGCGCAUCAUUGACAAGCCACGGAUCAUCGAGGUGGCUCCCCAGGCGGCUACCCAGAACGUCAACACUACACCCGGCACAACGUCCUAAUGUCCGCCCCUUUUCCCAGCCCUGCCCCAAGCCCAGCCAAAAACCUCACUACUGGUCUCAGCACAGGAUUCCACAUGGCAUCACGUUCUAGAACCAUUCUAAAGGGUGUGUAUAUAUGGAGUUGUGUACACACAAGACAUGCAGAGAAACAUUUCCUUGGUUUAUAUAUAUAUAUAUAUAUAUAUAUAUAUAUAAAUAGGAAAGAAAACCUCAUCUGCUUAGGUACCAGGGCCUUAAGGGUAGACUGUACAUGGACUUGUCAAGAAAAAAAGUAAAAAAAAAAAAAAAAAAAGAGAAGUAUAAUUCAUUUAAAGAAAAGAAGAAAAACAUCGGAAACAAAACUUCAUUGCCUUUUUGUGUGUUUGUGUUGUUUUCUGUUACCUAACUGUCUGGCAGCUUAGGAGUUGAGCAAGCUUGUUUUUUAGGUGAUGCUGUUGAUUCAUCUUGAAUCUGUAGAAUACCUCUGAUUUGUUGCCCCUGAUUUGAGUCUCUGAUUCAGAGGUGCUUUCACUAGCAACACGCUCUGCUAAUCCAGACAUAGGCAGGUAGACUUUACGUUUGUCCACUUCACUGAGUGUAAUGCUUAGUUCUUUUUAGUAUAAGCUCUAUCGAGGCCUUUGGAAAGUUCAGAGAAUGUAAAAGGAUGGAAGUCAUGUCGCUGAUGUACAAAAGGAGGAUGAGCCAGGACGUGAUCUUGAAGUGUUUUGCUUUCGUUAUAUUUUUUCAACUGUAUGAUAUAUUUUUUUUGUACCCACCGCUUCCCUUCCAUUGCUAUUUGAUUACAUAAAAAUGAUUUCUCUCUCUCUCUCUGCCACCCCCAUCUGUCUGCUGGAAGAACGAGACUGAAUGAAGCAAAACCUAUACCUCACUCUGCUCAAGCUCGACCCUCAGCCAUCGAAAAUAACUGUAGAAAGCCCUGCGCUCUCAGUAACCGCUGCAUUGAGGGGCACGCCCACGGUUAAGCAUCAUUUUACAGCGAAUGUAAUUUCCGGUGAGAUGCAGUUUCUCUCGCUCUUUAACAUGUAUAAAUACAAAGGUUGUCUUUUCAAAGUAAUCGUUGGCGAUUAUGUUCUGUGUUUGUCAGUUGUUGGUUUUAUAAUGUACAGUUAUCUCUCCUUUUUGUCCCUCCCUCUCUGUCUGCUUUCCCUGUCUCUCUCUAUCUAUCUAUCUAUCUUUCAUCUCACUUUCAGCCUGUUAAUGGCGCUAUAAAAAAAUGCUUUCUAUUAAACAAAAUCAGACCCCUUCAUCCCCUACCCAUCAAUAAAACAAAUCUUUUUUUAAAACA